This is a messenger RNA of Toxoplasma gondii ME49, 972 nucleotides long. It is a transcript of the gene ROM3, whose product is annotated as rhomboid protease ROM3. Bases 109 to 900 code for a protein of 263 amino acids. The record is from RefSeq and is a predicted model, not a curated record. Gene Ontology annotation, cellular component: membrane. Gene Ontology annotation, molecular function: serine-type endopeptidase activity. The transcript has 12 exons. Gene Ontology annotation, biological process: proteolysis. Lineage: Eukaryota; Apicomplexa; Conoidasida; Eucoccidiorida; Sarcocystidae.
AAUAGAGUCAUUCCAGAAGAGUUGACGUGAGCCACUACUGAUCACGCAGACUGGAGCUGCUGGAGUGCUAACUGGAUUAGAUAACGCGGAACCACAGUUUCAGUCUCAAUGGCUUCGUCUGAUGGAUCAGAUGUGGAGACUCAAAGCCUCCUGAACAGCGGUGACAGAACCCUCAGAAGCUGGAAAGACACAGUAUUCCCUGGAAUUUCAUGGGACAAGUCCAUUGUAUGGAUUACAGUUGCACAGAUCAUCAUGUAUAUUAUAUCAUGCGUGCUAUCGAGGAGCUACGAGCCGAACGAACGGACGCUCAUGCUCCUGGGUGCCGCUUACGCACCUGCUUUCAGCAAUUUUCAGCUCUGGAGAGUUGUUACCCCUCUGUUCCUACAUGCCACAAUUUUGCACUUAGUGCUUAACUUGGUAUUUAUCUUGCAUAUCAGCCUUCGUCUGGAGGAACGAUACGGGACAAAAAAGUUCCUGGUGACCUACUUUCUUUCCGCUAUUGUCGGAAACCUGCUGUCUAUGUUGAUGCAACCGUGGGCCUUAUCGGUGGGUGCUAGCACUGCAGGCUUCGGUAUCAUUGGUGGCAUGGCGGCAGAGGUCAGCGUGGUCUGGUGCAAGCUUUCCGAAGAACUGAAACGAAUCUAUUCUAUGGACAUUUGCAUUCUCGCUGUGUUGAUAUACUUUUUGUCGUUUGGGCGAACAGUGGAUACCUUUGGCCAUCUAGGAGGGUUCCUGGCUGGCGUAGCUUUGGUCUGCUACUAUAAUAAAGAAAUAGAGGACCUGCCGAAGUGGUUCCGUGUGUUGUUCUACGGAUGUUCCGCUCUCUGUGCCACGAUACUUGUUGUAUCACCCCCCCUUUUGCUCCUACGCUACCCAUACCGUGUAGCGGCUACCCCGUGACAUUUCUCGGAUGUCCGACUACCUCCCUUGGCCACUAACCGACUACCUGAACUACGCGCGUGAGCACUUCUG